GAGUGCUAUAACAUAGGCCCAUAAAAGGAGCCUGGAACUUUCAGAAUUCACGAUAUCCCCAAAAAUAUACACAUUCUGAAGAGGAGAGGUGGAUCGUCUUUUAUCUCCGCUUUUACGCCAAAUCCUAACUAAGAUCUCCGUCAAUGGCCAUGAACGGUGACGAAACUAAGCCGCCGGCGAAGAUCCUCUGGAUGAAGCUCCCGGGUUGGGCAGAUGACGUCCCGGAAAACCAUGUGCUUCAUAUGACGGAGGACACCGCCAUUCGCUAUAAGAUUCCGCUCACGCCUUACAAUCCUAACAAUAAGGAAAAGGGACGCAAAAUUGUACUCAUUAAGAAGAGUGAUAUUGAAAAGGUGGUGUGCACGGUUUGUGGGCAGGAGAAUGACCACUUCAGUUUUCAGUGCCCUAAUGAUGAUCCUGAUCGCGAACUUAUGGAACAAAGAGUUAUUAAUGGGGUUGAGAGGGUUAUCUACUGUCACUAUUGUAAGAAGAAGAAUGACCACUUCAGUUGGAGGUGCCCAGAUGAGGAACCCAUGCCAUUUGACCCAUUGGUUGCAGAGGAUUUGAUUUGUGAAUACUGUGGUGUUGAGGCUGAGCACUGGACUGAUGUUUGCCCCAAGCGGAAACACACACCACCCCCUGAACCAGAGCCUGGUUCCAGGGAAUGUUUGAUUUGUUGCAAGUAUGGUGACAGUGAGCACUGGACUGAGGACUGCCCCAUGUUGGCUAAUGGCGAUUGCAAAUUUUGUUUUACCUGUCAGUCGCUGGGUGACCACAAUACUGAUGAAUGCCACAAGUUUGAGGAGACAAAUAUCUUUUGCUCGUGCUGUGAGGCCACAGGUCAUUUGUGUGAAGAUUGCCCUAGGGAAUUCAAUGAUGGUCGCAAGUACUGUGGAGUUUGUGAUUGGAUGUGUGACCACUUGACUGAACAUUGCCCUUUGGCAGAAAGAAGAGCUACCACCAGUGGCAGCUUCACUAUGUCGAAAAUGUGAUGGCAACUUAGAUCUUGUGACCAGUUGUUUGGAGGAUUCCUGGGAGCCUGUGUUUGAACUUUUGUGGCCUUUAUUGGCUGUGACCAAUGGUGUUGGAUCAAUAACUCUUUCUGCUGGAUUAGGAAUUACUUUUAUAUGUUGUUGUUAGCUACUUAGCUGGAUAUAUGGAGUUUACUUUUUAGCAGCUAUGUUCUUGUUAAUAUUUGGUGUGUGAUGUGUAUGUCUGGAAUGCUGUAUAUUAGUGUCGCAGACAAUGACUAAGGGUACCCCAUGAUUUCCAUGAGCAUUAUUUACCAACCUUUUUACGUGUUACAUUAUUUUCUUUCGAUGUAUCAAAAUGUGUGAAAUGAGAAG
Molecule: messenger RNA, 1346 nt
Organism: Fragaria vesca subsp. vesca
Lineage: Eukaryota; Viridiplantae; Streptophyta; Magnoliopsida; Rosales; Rosaceae
Exons: 3
Coding region: 144-992 (282 amino acids)
Molecular function (GO): nucleic acid binding; zinc ion binding
Source: RefSeq, a predicted model, not a curated record